AUGAGUGAGGUGGUCGACUCCAACGGGCCUAAAGAUGCCCCAAUGGAGCAGACCACCAACCAGGCAACCGGCAUGAAUCAUCCUAGUGCGCCAUCUACUGCUCUCGAAGCGGCAGUAACGACAUUGGACUCUGCGGCGGCCUCUACCGGCGCAGAUGAGACCAUGGUUGAUGCUCCCGCCGAGCCGGAUGCUGACGGCGAUUCAGAGGCUGAGACGUUGAUCCAGUCACCAGAGAAGCAGAGGACGGCUGCCGAUAGCUCAUCUGUAGCCGGAUCAGCAAGCGUACCGAGAACCAAAGAUGGCGAUUCAUCUGCUGCAGCAAUUGCGACCGAAAACGACACCAAUUCGAGAAAGCGCAAGCGUAGUCUAGACGACGAUGAAGCGUUUUCCACCUCGAGUCGUCGCAGCUCACCAUUAUCAUCACCCCGAAUACCGUUGCAUACCCCAGAUAGUGAUUCAGAUGUAUCAAACCAUAUCGCAUCUCGGAAAUCGAAGCCAACGGGUCGGCGGCCUGAAAGCGACGCGGCCGAUUCGGACUCUCCCACGGGAAGUCCAGUCAAGCAUCAAACUCGCAAGCGGCGCCCAAGCGACAUCCUACCCUCGAUAGGCAAACAACGUGCAAAGAACACUGGCGGUGGAGUGGACCCAGGCUCCAGUGAACGCCGCGAAACCAGAUCAGCGACUUAUCCGCGUCACAAAUCCGAAGAUCGAUCUCCGUCACCGAGGCCACUGAGGCGCGAACACAGGCGUGGCGUGUCAACCCAGUUAACGCUUGGCGACGUAGAAAGGAAAAAACGCGGUCGGCCGCCAGCCAUUCACACCAAGAGGAGUGGUUCGGCAGAUCACAACCGCAUCGUUAUGAGCUCAGAGUCGGACUCAGAUUCGCCCCAGCAGCCACGACCCGAUUUGCACAAGUACACAUCCGUCGACCAUGAUACCAUGUCUCCGGCAAAAGUCACGGGCCCUCGCAAAUGGCGCGACAAGAAUGGCCGUACCUUUUUGUCGCGUGCUGCCAGUAACAACGAUCUUGCGGCCGUCAAGAUCAAAUUCGCUGAGAGACCGGAAGACUUGAACUUGCCUGACAACGCAGGCAACACACCACUCCAAAUUGCCGCACUGCAGGGUUACGUCGAUAUCGUACGAUUUUUGCUGGAAAACGGAUGCGAAGUGGAUACACGAAAUAUCGACAGAGACACCGCACUUAUCGACGCGGUCGAGAACGGCCAUGUUGAAGUCGUCAAACUCCUCCUUGUCCACGGGGCAAAUCCUCGUCUGGGCAACGCUAAGGGCGACGAACCAUACGAACUUGUUCCUCUGGAUGAUGAAAAUUAUGACGAGAUCCGAGCACUGCUGGCCGAUGCGAAGGACAAGCCUAACAGCCAUCGAGUUUCUAUGGACUACACCGACGCGCCGCGCGAUGGCGCAUCUUCCAGAGCGGCUUCCGCAGCCAGUCCCCGCGAUUCGCCCCCUAUGAUGGGUCCUAGAAGUCCACCCGCCGGGUUUGGAAGACGGAGGACUGGUCGAAGUGAGUCGACGCGGAAUGAUCUAUUAUGGCAGGCAAAUACGCAGGAGAAUUUGAAGAAGCUUGCGGCGCAGGGUGAUGUGCAGGGUGUGGCCAAUAUUCUCAACGUCUUGCAGAAAGCGGAAACAGAGUCUUUGAUCGCCGCGGCCAAAGCAGGGCACGAGGAAGUCUUACAAUACCUCUUGGCGAUGGGAGACACGGAACCUGAUCCUGAUCCGAUUCGGCACCUCAAAGUCGGCUACAAUACCCCACUGCUGGCAGCCAUUGGCAGGGGACAUCCAGAAGUCGUCAAGCUCCUUGUUGAGCAAUCAGGUUUUAAUCCCAUGAGAAAGCUUCUUAAGGGGAAGUCUUAUCAUGAGAUAGCUGCAGACCGACGAGGGGAGCAGUGGCAAAAGGAAUAUGAGAUUCUCAAAACUGCAUAUGACAAAUACGCGGCGAAGCACCGCAAGGCACAAUCGCCUCGAGCCACCAGAGAUGCGGACAAACUCAAGCCUCGAUCCGGUCGCCGCUCCCAAUCUCCAAUUCCCAGCAAGUCGGCAAAAUCUGCGAGCCCGUCGUUGACCCACAAACAGUUACCGGGCAAGUCGCCGCACUCUUCAGAAAGAGAUAGGGAUCUGGACGCUGGUAGCCCCGAUGGCAUGGAGAGGCGCAAGCAGCAUGCUGCAAAGCGAGACAUAGCAGACCUCUCUGUCGCAGUGUCCUCUGAUCAGGACCAAACAGUCCAGUCGGCGAGGAAGGGCCAUGUCAAGCGACGAAGCCAGAGCGACUUCUCGCAACAAUCCAACGCGGAUCCUGACCCUGCUGCACACCGACGAAGAAGACUUGUCACUGGGAAAGAGCAUCGCAGACGCAAGAGUAACGUUGGAGCGUCAUCAGAUGAAGAUGCGGUUUCAGUGAAGGGCGAAAUCAGGUCUAGUACAUUAUUGAAGCGCACAAGAGAUAGUGUCUCACCUGGCCGGCUAGUGACAGGUGCAGGUGAAAAUGGACGGAGUGCUGCCAAAAAGCGGAGAACAGUCAUUGAAAGCAGUCCUGAAGAGACUCGUCCCGGUCCAAGAAAAGGCAGCUUUGUGUCUUCGUCUCCGGCUCGUGACCGUAAGGGUUUGGAGGAAAGUGCUUUGAAGAAUGAAAAGUCGGGAUCAGACACGGUUGCACAAGAGAAGGCGGCAGAAGUGAUGGAUGUUGACAAGCCUGGAGCUGAAGCACUCACUCGGACAGAAGUCACGGCAGCUCCCAUACCCACAGUUUCUGAGAGUGACGUACCACUUCAACGCACUGAGACCACUGAAGAGAUCAAGACUGAGCUGAUCGACCCUGGUUCAAAUGAGGCUGAGCUUCAGGCACAACGGGAGGAGGAAGCGCGUAAGGUCGAGGAGGCGAAGCGAGCCGAAGCGGAGAGGGUCGCGGCUGAGAAGGCGGCAGAAGAACGACGUCUUGCCGAAGAAGCUGCACAACUCAAGAAAGCUGAAGAGGAAGCUGCGCUUCGAAAGAAGGAAGAAGAAGAGCGGGAAGAGCUGAAAAGGAAGGAGGAAGAAGAACGUCGAGAGCGAAGACAGAAGGAAGAAGAGGAGCGUCGAGAGUUAAGACGGAAGGAAGAAGAGGAGCGCCAAGAGCUCAGACGGAGGGAAGAAGAAGAGCGCCAAGAACGAGUCAGACGAGAGCUAGAAGAACGACAACGCAGACACGAAGAGCAAUUGAAGGAGCAACGACGCAGACAGGAGGAGCUGCUUAGGGAGCAGCAGCGCAGAGAACGUCUGGAGGCCGAGGAACGCCGUCGAGAUGCUUUGCCAGCCCUACUCAAGCAAUCUGCCAUCUUGAUUGACCGAAACGAUCCCGAAGCGAGAAGCGGAGACUGGCUCAAACUCUUCCUGCCAUUGUACACGGCCAAGUCGGUUCAAAUCGAUCCCAGCACUCCGGAUGCCAACAAGAACGAGCUGUGGGUGCCGAAUUUCCAAGUUGCUGGACUGCUUGCGACAAAAGAUCUGAACCUCCGCAAUUACACUUCACUGGAGACGCGGCCUGUUACAAUGCAUGAGCGGCAGCGUUUGUGGAGUGUGGCAAGAAACAGCCUGUCGUACGACGUUGAGACUAGCCACUGGAAUACUACGAUCAAACAGGCCAUACAGCGCGAGGAGGAGCAGCGACCAAAGUUCUAUGCCAUGGAAGAACUUUUCUGGGUUAAGCUCUCCGACUUUGAGGAUCAAGUCUUUCGUCACCCUCACCUUGCAAAUCUAAGCAUUGGGAAGCAGCCGAUCUCGCUGAGAGUGAUGCCUUCUCGUCAAGUAAACGGGAACGGACCUUCGCCACACAGUCCGACGUCACUUCCAGCCUUCGCCAACGCAAAGACCCCCCAGCUGGCAAACGGCAUAAAUUCUCACCCAUCACCUACGGCCAAUGGCAAUGGAUUCGGAUAUCCCCGUCGAGAAGAUUAG
Messenger RNA from Cladophialophora yegresii CBS 114405, 3951 nucleotides. RefSeq lists its product as uncharacterized. Lineage: Eukaryota; Fungi; Ascomycota; Eurotiomycetes; Chaetothyriales; Herpotrichiellaceae. Gene Ontology annotation, molecular function: protein binding. The record is from RefSeq and is a predicted model, not a curated record. The coding region runs from base 1 to 3951 and encodes 1316 amino acids. The transcript has 2 exons.